Lycium barbarum (goji berry) is the source of this 1766-nucleotide messenger RNA. RefSeq names its product F-box/FBD/LRR-repeat protein At1g13570. NCBI's taxonomy places the organism in Eukaryota, Viridiplantae, Streptophyta, Magnoliopsida, Solanales, Solanaceae. Gene Ontology annotation, molecular function: protein binding. The record is from RefSeq and is a predicted model, not a curated record. Bases 197 to 1465 code for a protein of 422 amino acids. The transcript is spliced from 4 exons.
GUAUAAUUUAAUGCAUUUUCAUAAUUAGGGGAACAUCGAGAUUACAAUAACUUGUCACCCAUUUGCAGACAUGCGCAUCAUUCUCCUGUCUCAUGGCUUGAUCGACGAAGCCGUCACAAGUUAAACAAUCAGCUACCCCAGAAUUCAACUACCCCUUCAAAUUUAAUCUCAGAUAUUAUCCAACUGAAGUUGAUGAAUGGACACUGAUUCAGAUAAAGAUUUAAUAAGUGAUUUGCCUCAAAGUAUCAUAGAAACCAUCCUCAUAAAAGUUCCAUUACUCGAUGCUGUAAGGACAAGCAUAUUGUCAAGAAAAUGGAGAUACAAGUGGGCAACCAUUACACAGCUUGUUUUUAAUGACACAUGUCUGACUCCUUCCCAUGACAAAUCAAUUAUCAGUUGCAAUCUUGUAAAUUUCAUUACCCGUUGCCUGUUUCUUCAUGACGGACCGAUUCACAAAUUUGAAUUGAAUACUAACUACUCACCAACUUCUCCUGAUUUAGAUCAAUGGCUACUUUUCCUUUCUCGUAAAGAUAUCAAAGAGUUGGUUGUUGAUAUAGGAGAAGAUGACUGGUUUAGAGCACCUUCUUGUCUGUUCUUUUGUCCUAAGUUGACUCAUUUGGUGCUUGUUCGAUGUGAAUUAAACCCUCCUCCAAAUUUCAAAGGCUUCUUGUGUUUGAAGCACCUUAGUCUCCAGCAAGUUAUCAUUCCUCCACAUGAUAUUGAAAUUCUGAUCUCCAGUUGCCCUCUUCUUGAGAGCUUGACAUUGUCAUAUUUUGACAGUUUGGAGCUUACUAUUCGAGCUCCAAAUCUCAAAUAUUUGAAUUUGGAAGGCGAAUUUAAGGAUAUUCGGCUCGAGAAUACUCCACAUCUGGUUGGUAUUUCAGUUGCUAUGUAUAUGACUGAUGAUAUAGCUGAGCACUUUGAACAAAGCUCAGGUUGCAAUUUUGACAAAUUUCUUGGUGGUGUUCCUCGCCUUGAGAGGCUUAUUGGCCAUAUUUACUUCACUAAAUAUUUGAGUAUAGGUAAUGAGCAAGGAAGCUUUCCCGUUAUGUAUCAAAAUCUGAAGUUCAUUGAACUGUACCAAGUUAGUUUUGAAGACAUGAAAGAGUUACUUGUUGUGCUUCGCUUGAUUGUGAGCUCCCCUAAUCUAGAGGAACUUCAAAUAUCAAGUUCCUCAAUUACAACUACGACGGAUAUUUAUGAUCUGGACUUUUGGGAGAAAGACUGGCCUGCUGACUGCACUUUCAGUAAACUGAAGAUUGUGCAUAUGACUGAUUUCUCCGGUCUUCCGCAUGAAAUCGCAUUUAUCAAAUUCUUACUUGGACAUUCGCCUGUUCUUGAACAAAUGAUUGUUGCUCCUACCAUAUAUGUCACGGAUAAAGUGGUGAAAAUGUUGAUCGAUUUGUUAACUUUUCGACGGGCUUCUCCUCUAGCUACAGUCAAAUUUGUGCAAGAGCCAUUGUAGGAUGCAGUUCGUUCAUGUAUAAGAUGUAUGUUCUUUCCUCGUUGUUGCUCCAUUCUUUUCUUUUUGCCCCUAUAGAAAAGAAAAUUGAUCUGUAACAUGAUAUUUUCAGUUCACGGCUUUUUACUCUUAUGGAUUUCAUACUAGAUGUUUUGAUUUUUCAAAAAUUUUAUACAAUGUUUAGUCAGAAAAGAUUUGUGUAUUUGAUAUAGAGGAACAAAUUAAAGGAGGAAAGGGCUGAUAUUUUGACAUUCCUGGUAGUGAAAGAAAAUGUCUAUAUACAAAUAGUAGUAUGGUGAUUAUA